Peronospora matthiolae is the source of this 972-nucleotide messenger RNA. The record is from the annotation of a GenBank genome assembly. Lineage: Eukaryota; Oomycota; Peronosporomycetes; Peronosporales; Peronosporaceae.
AUGCUGUCAAACCGGGUUGAUCGUGGGUCAGCGCUUGCAGCCACAACUGCUCGCGCCCUGGGUGCCGUACAUGGCCUCAGCGACCCCGAGGACAGCGACAGCAGCGACAGGAUGGCGUCUUUUGACAACGACGCUUUUUCAGUUGACGACGAUGCUGCCAGACCGAGUGAUGACAAAUCGCUCGGACAGGAAGCUACGGAGCUGCCCGCCCGAGCUAGACACACUGCAGUGGCCACGUCUCACACCAUGGACAUGACCACCACCUCUUACGAGGCCGUGUCCACUACAGCAAUUGUUGAUAAUGUUGUUGAUGUCUCACGUACCUGUGACGACCGGCUCGGCUGGCAAACACCCAUACUACCAGGCCGAGCCGGGUCUGACGCUCCAAUGCCCUGCGGCAAAGAGAUGUCUGCUGGUCCCUGCCCCCUACAUGAUGACUGUACACCCGGCAGGGUGGGAAGCAUGCUGCCCGUGGGUGCUGCACCUGAUCCAGUCACGACCGCUGCCGUCCCCAUGGGCGCGGACCAGGGUUCGACGUGGCAGGCGAUAGCCACACCCCGCCGUCUCCCCAUCUCGUGCUCCUCCUCGGCGGCAAGCGUCGCUGCUUACACGAAAGGGGACGGCGAGGACCCGCGCGAGCAAGCCGAGCAACCGCUGCUCGAGGACGUCGAGACUGGGCCCAAGAACUCAGCGCUUUGGCCAUCCGCGGCCGGCGCACUCCCGGCCUCCGUCCCGGCCGUGUAUGCACACAGCGGGCAGCUCUUCGCGUGCACGCUGUGUGCAUACACGGCACCAAGCUUAGUCUCGCUCAAGCGCCACCGGGACUCAAGGCACCGCCGCAUCGCCUUCCUUGACCGCUUCUCUGCAGGUUUUGCAUGCGUCACACUUUCGCGUCGAGGCUGGAUGCAGCUAAUAACGCGCAAGCGUGCGCCAGCCUCCACGACACUUCGGCUGCGACUACGCCAGCAGUAG